Messenger RNA from Mycotypha africana, 3911 nucleotides. RefSeq lists its product as uncharacterized. Gene Ontology annotation, molecular function: guanyl-nucleotide exchange factor activity. The transcript has 5 exons. Bases 181 to 3816 code for a protein of 1211 amino acids. The record is from RefSeq and is a predicted model, not a curated record. Lineage: Eukaryota; Fungi; Mucoromycota; Mucoromycetes; Mucorales; Mycotyphaceae. Gene Ontology annotation, biological process: regulation of ARF protein signal transduction.
UAUUUGAUAAUCAACCACAAAUAAGACCAGUAAAGCCAAAUCAAGUUGAUCGACACGCCAACAUACCUUUAGCUCCCAUACCACAAAUACAGCCACAGCUGACACCUACAACGAUACCAGUACAAAAUCCUUACCUAAUGAGUUCAACUCCUACAACAGCAACAUGAAUCACAAAAUUCAAUGGAGGAAGAAGAGGAAGAACAAGAGCAGAAGGCGAUGGUGACACCACAAAAUGUUAACAACAAUAAUACUAUAACAGAUAGAGAUGACGACGAGGAUGAUACUGACUGUAGCGAAGAGUUCGUUGAUGCAACAGGUGUAUCUCAAGAAGACAUCGAGAGGGAAAAGCAUGAAGAAGCCACGAGGAAGAUUUUAAGAAAAUUAUCCAACAGAUUGAGCGGUGAACAUUUUUCAGGCAGUGUUGGAAGUUUACUUGCCAGUAUCCAACAACAACAACGACAACAAAGGCCUACCAUUAUAACAACGGGUGAAACAAUGGAAAAUGAAGAAAGAGAAGAUAACGAUGAUGGAUUAACUGAAUCUAUGUUGAAUUGGAAACGACAUAGUGACAGUAGUAGCAAUAAAAAACGUUUGCUAAUCAACAAACGAAUGUCUACAAGUAAUAGCAGUCUAGGAAGCAACCACAGUCAUGGUAGCAGUCAUAGUAAUAGCAGCAAGCGUGUAUCGUCUUCGAGUAGUUUGAAUAACAAACGGUACUCAUCUCUAAUGGAAAAACGUUUUUCAUCUAAAAGCAGUAUUAUUACAGCCAUUGACUUGUCAACUAUGCCUGCGACGCCACUACCACUCCCGCCACAACAGCCACAGCGAUACAUUACGCGUAAAAAAUCCGAAGCAAGUCUAUCAGUGCGCUCAAAUUCUCAUUCAUCCAUAUCAACCGUAUCGCAACUGCAGCAACAAAAAGAAAUUAAAGCAUUACGUGAGGAGACGGAACAAUUAUUGAUCGCUAGAAAGCCCGUAGUUCAAAACUCUACCCCUACUAUUUCUUCAUUACCAAAAUUAUCAUCACCACCGCAACAGCAGCAGAACGAACAGCAAAAGGAGAAUAAUAAAAGUGUGGUAAAAGAUAUAUCAGCAGAAUUUUCAAAAACGUUGGAUGAAGUAUGGAACGCAACCUCAGAUCAUGACUUGUUAAAUUUUGAUCACACAUUUACAAAGCAAUUUGAAAGUACUUUAAAAGAAACUGAAGUCCAUAAUGAUGAAGAAUACGAGACAGAGAGUCAAGAACACUGGGAGAAAGAAGAUGUGAAUGUCAACGAUGGCGAUAAUGAAGUAGAAGAAAGAGUAAGACAAACCGCCAUGUCUUUAUGGCAUACCAGUAACAACACCGAUACCUAUACUAAAGAUUAUGAUAGUAUGCGUGAAGAUAUCAGUAAUAGCACCGUAGGCCGAAGCAGCAGCAGUAGUCGCCAAAGUACGGCAACUAUUGAAAUAGUUGUAUCAAAAGAAAAGAUGGCUUCAUGGUUAGGACAAAAGGAUCCUUUUCAUCAAGCCGUUCUUUAUGAAUAUAUGCAGUUUUUUGAUUUCAAAGCAAUGCGUUUAGAUGGCGCAUUUAGAAAGCUUUGCAGCAAGCUUUAUUUUAAAGCAGAAGCCCAGCAGAUAGAUCGUAUUUUGGAAGCUUUUGCUCAACGUUACUGGGAUUGUAAUAGCUCAACCCAGCAAGCUUCUGUAUUUAGAAGCGCUGACGUUGUAUACGCCAUUGUUUAUUCCUUGUUACUCUUAAACACUGACUUACAUGUGGCACAAGGAAAUCAUGUUCGAAUGACGCGAUCUGAAUUUUUAAAAAAUACAAUGUCUACUGUACGCGAGCAACGUGAACAGCAACAAGAAGAGGUGGAUCAAGAGUUCAGAACCAUAGCAGAACGAAAUAAUCGACACACUAUGAUGGAAACCCGGCAAUGGGAAGCAGAAUUAGAGGCAUCCCUGAAAGAAAUGUACGUUUCCGUCAAGCAACAUCAAAUUCUCCAGCCUCUGAAUGGAAGCAGAAACGGUGGUGGAACUACAAGUAACAAACGAACGAGCAUUCUAUAUGGAAAUCGAAGUAAGGUACUGGGAUUAAAGCGCAGUGUCAAUUCAAUGAUACGAAAAUCUGCAAGAGAAAGUAUGUUAAUGUUUGAGCAGUUAGAGCAACAGCAGCAGUAUAUGCCAAGCAGUAUUAGUAAUCCUCAGCUUGUACGGUCAAGUAUAAGCACACCUUCUUCUUCUUUAUCCAUUACUCGAAAAGAUUCUUUUUCAUCCGUUAAUUCAGGCACGACUUCUUCGUUCAGUUCUCGUUGUGGUGGCACAGAUACCAAUGGAUCAGUACCUCAACAACAGUUCAACCAACUGCGUUUCAAAGAUAUUUCAUCAUCAUCUCCUCACCUCAGUAUGAAUGACUCCAUCCUAUCCUCACCUACCUCAUCCAAAUCAUUAACAUAUACAGAGCCUCCGUUUUGUAAACAAGGUAUUGUCAUUAGGAAGCAUUUGUUAGAAAAUGCUACACAAAAGGCUCGACAUCGAGAAUGGAAAGAGUGUUAUUUAGAAGUAUCUGAUGGUGAACUACGCAUGUAUGCACUUCGUAAUAACAAUCAGCAACAACAGCAACAACAACAGCAUCAGCUACUGCAGCAGCAAAGCGAUAAAAGUGUACUCCGUCAUUCUUCGGUCACUAUUCCUUCGUUGUUUCAAUAUUAUUACCAACAUCAACAAUUUCCUCACGAAGUGCCAAUGCGUCAUAGUAAUGGCAACCAUACAAACAGUCAUGCAUCGGCAAAAAAGCUCGCUUCUUCUGGAUCAUCUACUAAUAGCAGCAUCAAAAGUAGUCAUAGUGGAAAUUAUCAUAAAAACAGUAUUACUACUACUGCGGCUACUGGUACUAAUUCACCACCACAACAAAAAUCAAUUCCACAACAGCUCAUCUGUAAAAUAUCUCUCAAUCAUACUCUUUCAAACCCUCUACCCCCUCCCGGUUACAACCGUCAUCGCCCUCACGUUUUCGCCACUCAACAACCUGAUGGUGGCGUUUAUUUAUUUCAAGUACCUACUGAACAAGAUGCGCACGCUUGGGUGUCUGCAUGCAACUAUUGGGCUUCACGCAAAAGCAAAACUCCUCUACGUAUUGUGGGAGGAGGUAGUAAUAUGGAAUAUGGAUGGAACGACUGUUUACAUGAUGUCAUUAUGGAUCUUGAUAACGUGGGAGAUCAGAAAUAUAAUUACUUUAGUUUCUUAGAAAGGGAUCCGGAUACAAUUUCCAUCAACGACUGGCAUCCUCCACCCUCGCUAAGCCAGUUGCCUAGUGAACUGGAUGAAAAGAGUCAGCUUGCAAGUUUGCAGGAGUACUUGGAUGAGUUGAAUAGAGAUAUCAAUGAACAUAGAGACAUUAAACCUAAAAUGUUGAUCAAGUUCCCUACAAAAUGCCAGAAUUAUAAUAAGGUGAUGCGUAAUUGGGAAGCAAAAUCAAAAUAUUUGUUACAUGAAAUUAUCAAGUAUCAAAAUUAUUGUGAUGCAUUGGAAAAGAGUAUACAAUUGAAAGAAGGAAAACAAGCAGCAGCAGCAGCAACAGCAACAAUAACAACACUAACAACAGAAACAACCACAGAAUCCGAAGAUGAAGGCGAUAUAGCGUGCUCGGUAAACAGCCAUACUGAUCAGCACAAGAAUGGCCAUGAAAACAAACCUCAGGCCGUAGCUGACACUAACCUAUUAUCUUCUACCACUGAUGCAUCAACCAUAUUAACGAAAGAUACAUUGAAUUUUCAAACAACUUCUGUAGAUCUAUUCAAAGAGAUAAACGAAGAGCUUUCUAUAAACCUAGUAUAAAAUUUUCUCAACUUUGCAAUAAAAAAAGACGGAUUUGAAUGAAAAUUAAACAAAAAUACUUUCUUUUUUUUUGGGGCCCUGAUAUAAUAGAAAGA